Messenger RNA from Betta splendens (Siamese fighting fish), 1548 nucleotides. RefSeq names its product N-terminal Xaa-Pro-Lys N-methyltransferase 1 (gene ntmt1). Gene Ontology annotation, cellular component: cytoplasm. Gene Ontology annotation, biological process: N-terminal protein amino acid methylation. Gene Ontology annotation, molecular function: N-terminal protein N-methyltransferase activity. The coding region runs from base 161 to 829 and encodes 222 amino acids. The transcript is spliced from 4 exons. The record is from RefSeq and is a predicted model, not a curated record. NCBI's taxonomy places the organism in Eukaryota, Metazoa, Chordata, Actinopteri, Anabantiformes, Osphronemidae.
GACGGGGGCGCUGCUGGCGCGACCUCUCCCAGGAACCAAAUAAGGAAAUGACGUCUCCGAGCAGAGACGUGGUCUCAAAUAGGAACUAAAGCACGAAGAGCAGAGGCAGCGUAACGAGCACAGAGGAGGCGGUGGGAGCUGCUGCUGGCACGCAGCGAGGAUGGGAGACAUAGUGGAGCACGAGCAGAGCUUCUACUCCAAUGCUGAGCACUACUGGAGAGAAAUUCCUCCCACAGUGGACGGGAUGCUUGGAGGCUACGGAAGCAUCUCCAGCAUCGAUAUCAAUGGAUCCAGGGCUUUUCUCCUGAAGUUCCUCGGUGAAGAAGAGGGGAAGACUGGCAAGGGCUGUGCUCUGGACUGUGGAGCGGGCAUCGGGAGGAUCACCAAGCGUUUGCUGUUGCCCCUGUUCCACACUGUGGAUCUGGUUGAUGUGACAAAGGAGUUCCUGGACAAAGCCAAAAGCUACCUGGGAGAAGACAGCAAGAGAGUGGGGAACUAUUUCUGCAGUGGCUUGCAGGACUUUGUGCCAGAGAGUGGACGCUACGAUGUCAUCUGGAUACAGUGGGUCAUUGGCCACCUGACAGACGACCAUCUGAUCAAGUUCCUGCAGCGCUGUCAGAAAGCGUUGCGGCCCAACGGCAUUAUUGUCAUCAAGGACAACGUGUCGUACGAGGGCGUGGUCCCCGACGAGGUGGACAGCAGCGUCUGCCGCGACCUGCAAAUCGUUCGCAAUCUAGUGGGUGAAGCAGGACUCCGCAUCAUCCAUGAGGAGCAACAAAUGAAUUUCCCAAAGGAGAUCUUCCAAGUCCACACGCUGGCUCUGAGAUAGAGCGUGUGACAGAGUGGACUGGCUGCUUUGUUUUGUUGGUGUGAUGGGACGGUAGACAGUGUGCUGCUCUGUGCUCACUGCCAGGCCAUCUGGGUCACUAGGCUGUAGGUUCUGGUUGGACAUAGGUCAGACAUCUGAAGAAGCCCCUGGAGCUCUGGGAAUCGAUGAUGGCAGUUUACAAUAUUGGAUUAAUCAAAUAAAUAUUGGGCAAGUAAUUAUUGUAUAUUAAAGUUUAGAUCUUUAUACAUAUACACAAGUGGUUCUUGCCAAAAAAGAAGAGAUGAAGGACACAGAAGGGAACACCAGCAUGUGCUUCAAGCAAAAUGCUUGCGAUCAUUAGCAUCUCAGCUAACAAGCACUAGCAACAUCACUGAUGCAUUCAGUAAACAGAGGAAUGAUUCACAAGUGGCUCAGUGAACCUUUACCUCAGGGAGACCAUGUACCCUUAUGGCCACCUAGUUUAACCUUCAUAUGUGUCCAGAAUUCCAUUUAUUACUUUUAAUUGAUCCACUGUAAAAUGACAUCAUAUUUGUUCUGGUUUUAGCUUCCUCAGCAGCUGCACUGGUUCAUCAAAUGGACACACUCCACAUACUUAAAUAUUGUUUUGAAGAUGUUUUUUAUGCAUAUGGGAUAUUAGUCCUGUUUGAUAUUCAUAUUGUUACUGAUUCAUAAAUUAAUUUACAAGAACAGCCUGGUGGACCUGAGACAGUUUGACAUUA